This is a messenger RNA of Myripristis murdjan (pinecone soldierfish), 2874 nucleotides long. RefSeq names its product phosphatidylserine synthase 1b (gene ptdss1b). Gene Ontology annotation, molecular function: L-serine-phosphatidylethanolamine phosphatidyltransferase activity. NCBI's taxonomy places the organism in Eukaryota, Metazoa, Chordata, Actinopteri, Holocentriformes, Holocentridae. The coding region runs from base 101 to 1510 and encodes 469 amino acids. Gene Ontology annotation, biological process: phosphatidylserine biosynthetic process. The transcript is spliced from 13 exons. The record is from RefSeq and is a predicted model, not a curated record.
GCUGCUAAAGUAGUUACCCCCUCCAGACUAUCAGUUUAUAAAGUCUGGUUGGUAAAAUUAAUUCAGUAAAAAAAAAAAUCAGCAGUCACCCGACAGAAAUAUGGCGCCGCCUGCUUCGUCUCGGACUCUGCGCAAGGACGAUGCCAGCUACAUGUUACAUUUUCGGAUGAUAAACGAGCAACAAGUGGAGGAUAUCUGCAUUGACUUCUUCUACAAACCGCACACCAUCACACUGCUCACCUGCACUGUGCUCAGCUUGAUGUACUUUGCCUUUACCAGGGAUGAUGCACAUUUAGACAGCAACCUCAGAGUGGGUUUGUUGGUGGUUGUCUCCUUUUUCUUGGUCAUCAGUGUCCUUGCCUUCCCCAAUGGACCGUUUACAAGGCCACAUCCUGCAAUAUGGAGGAUGGUGUUUGGUCUCAGUGUUCUCUACUUCCUGUUUCUUGUGUUCCUCAUCUUCCUCAACUGGACCCAGGUGAAGACACUCAUGUACUGGCUGGAUCCAAAUCUGCGUUAUGCCACGCGUGAGGCUGAUGUCAUGGAAUAUGCUGUGAACUGUACGGUGAUCACAUGGGAGCGCGUCCUGAGCCACUUCGACAUUUUUGCUUUUGGCCACUUUGCUGGCUGGGGUAUGAAGGCCCUGCUCAUCCGCAGCUACGGCCUCUGCUGGACCAUCAGCAUCACCUGGGAACUCACUGAGCUGUUCUUCAUGCACCUUCUGCCGAACUUUGCCGAGUGCUGGUGGGACCAAGUGAUACUGGACAUCCUGCUGUGUAACGGAGGAGGCAUCUGGCUGGGGAUGACCGUCUGCCGCUUUCUGGAGAUGAGGACCUAUCACUGGGCCAGCAUCAAGGACAUCCACACCACCACGGGGAAGAUAAAACGGGCUGUGCUCCAGUUCACCCCAGCCAGCUGGACCUACGUGCGCUGGUUUGACCCAAAGUCCUCCUUCCAGAGACUCGCGGGGAUCUACCUCUUCAUGAUCCUGUGGCAGCUGACAGAGCUGAACACAUUCUUCCUUAAGCACAUCUUCGUCUUCCAGGCCUCUCACCCUCUCAGCUGGUGUCGAAUCCUCCUCAUCGGAGUCAUCACCGCUCCCACCGUACGACAAUAUUAUGCCUAUCUGACUGACACUCGGUGCAAACGAGUGGGCACACAGUGUUGGGUCUUUGGAGCCAUAGCUUUCCUGGAGGCUCUUGUUUGUAUCAAGUUUGGCCAAGACCUGUUUUCCAAGACACAAAUCCGCUAUGUGCUCCUGUGGCUGCUGUGUCUGGCAGUCAUCACACUUCUCUGUUUGUACUGGAUGGUGUGCUAUGAGCAGAAGAAAAUAAAGGGUGUCAGUGUGCAAAAUGAAGACUGGGAUGAAAGCAGUGUCUCUGAGUCAUAUGGCUUCAGCCCAGAUGGCGUCACAGCUGAGAGGAACUCCUCAAGUCACUUGCAGCCCACCAAGCGAAGGAAAGGCACAGGUAGGAACCGCUUUGUGAAUGGCCACGGAGGGAAGCGGCAGUGAAUGUCAAAGGAGAGACUGCACAUUCCCACCACACACAUCCAGUCACUGGAAGAGGGAACAGGUGAUGGAUGGAUGUUGAGGAGCGCUGCAACCAGGAGCAGUGCACUUACAUUCACUGGAUAGAGGUGGAUAACCAAACACAAGGUGAAAAGAGGAGUGUUGACUGGAUUUUGAGAGUGAUUUUGAGAGCCUGUUUGCAGCAGUGGAAUGGAACACAAUCUUUCAUAGUUAUCAGUGGACCAGGUGUUCAAGGAUGCCGGGUCACACAGUGCAGUGCACAUCCAGCAUUUUCUGCCCAGCAGCACUGAAUGUCGAUGUUUGGAUGUUUUGUCGCACUGUGGGACACAAAAUCAUGUUGAUUCAAAAGUGGGCCAGCUUUAUCAGCCCGGUCCACUUGACCACUCUCAACACUCAGCUUAUUACAGACACAUGGACUCUUUUGCACUAUUCUGGACUGGUGUGUAUUUCCUGAUUACCACAUGCUGCAAAAUUUUAAUAGCUUUACUAAAAAAAACAUACACUUAAUAAAUUAAUGGAUGUAUCAUUUUAUAUAUUAUCGAAAGGCCUGAUGAUUGGUUGAUAACUUUGACGGCUUGAGAUAUUCAGGUUUAGAUUCUAAUUACUACUAAAAGUUAUUAGCCUCUGCACUUAUUUUUAGGAUGUGGCCAAGCAUUGAUGUUUGUUUUUGUUCAGACAAACAAAAAAAAAAGAUUGUCCAUUUCCAUUGAAAGGAUCAACAAGCUGUUUCUGUACCAACUAAUGCCUUUAUAUAAUGUUUAUCUUUUUUUUUUUUUUUUUUUUUUAUCUAAAUCUGUAUAAUUAAGUGAAGAUCCACUAUAUGUAUGUCUUUGAGUGAAUGUGUGAGGGUGUUCAGAAAGAUAAUACUGUGACGUUCAGCACUAUAGCACUGUGGUGACAUUCAAACUGCUGAGGAUAAUCAAUACUACAAGGUGAAGAAAUGCAUUUAAAUAGCACUUCACUGGAUUUUUUUUUAAGUGAUUUAAUUUCAUGUUUGUAGAACAGUGAAUUCUGUGCCUGUUCACAGCAAGCCAUUUCUGUAUUUCUAUUAUACUUUCUAUGUGAUGUAUGUAGGUGUGACGUUCAGUGUUUGUUUCACGUUAUCCUUUUCAUUAAACUGAUUAUUUGGCUUAAAACCUGUUCCAGCACUGUUCUGCACCAAUCAUGUCCACUUUUUAAACAUCUGAAAUACUUCCAAGUGUCAAAACAAAACAAAUUAUAGCUCAAAGUGUUAAAUCUGUUAUGUCUAAUCUCUAAUAUUAUACCUAGAGUUGGGUUUUGUAUGUGUGGGUUUUGUUGUUUUGUACACAUAAUAAAUGACCUUGUUUUCAGUGACUGUCAUUUUA